UGUAACCAGUUUCUUUUUAUGCAAAGUCUGAUAUAGAUAUUCAUAUUAGUAAGAACCACUUUCUUUAAUCUGUACAAAGCUCACGGAUUAAAAAAAAAACUGGUUUUUGAAUAAUAAAUAGAUGCUUUAGCGUACUUUGUUGAUUUACAACUCAUCUACGAUAAACCCUUUGUUAAUAGUUGACAACCAAUUUAUUUGUUUAACUAUUUAGCAUUAAUUAUUCGUGAUUUUCCUGUUUAUCGGUUCCUAGAAAGCUUCUACAUUUGCUUACACUCAUUACACAACUUGUUUAUAAGCCCUGAGCUGAGAUACUUGCAUUUUCCUGAUAUCCAAAGACUCCAAAACCUUAAUUAGGCAAUAUUUAACAUCUCAUUUAGCCCACUAAUCCCAUAAGGCCUUAGGCAAAACAAACUUUACACAGCUUAGUGAGCCCCAAAACACCAAACGAAAGCAGCUCAAGGGUCGUUCGACUCACCUGGUCUAAACCAACUCAGAUGUUUGUAAACAAAUAAAACAAAAGGCGGGCAAGAGAGAAGGUGGGAAUAAAGACCACUUGCUCUGUGCGCAAUUGGCUUAAAUGCAGCACAGCAAAGAGAGCGAGUAAACCAAAACAUGAAGCUACUACAACCAAAUCCACCGACUUGGCCACUUGGCUGCACUCAUCGCCAGUCUCACAGAAACGCUCAAAGCGUUCGGACACCCCAGCAAAGCGGAGUAUAAGCCAAAAAGCGAAAUAAGAAAGAAAACAAACCCAAGACAAGGCAACAUGGAGUAACUUUCGUGCCUCAUGGUAGAAAAUUCAAACUGGAGAAAGGCCUAGACUACCGCAGCUCAUAAGCAUUUUUUUUUGCAAGCCAGCCGAAGUCCAACUGAUACCCAAAAUUGCCACAUUUCACCGACCAUAAUGCGUUGACAUUGAUUCUGGGCCAACGUGCAUUGUCAUCGGUGGUUCAGGGCUAUCGGGAUUACCAGUUGGUGGACCCAAAAACCAGUUGAAGGGCAACGAGACCAGCUGAAAAACGAGAGAAACUCAUCGCGCAUGCGUGCACGUGCAUAAGUCACUCAAAAGCGUUUUGAGUUAUUUUUGUGUGUCUAUAAAAGUGGGACAAGAACGAGACUUCGCCACAUGCUGCUCAAACUGUCGUUGUGCGGAAGUGAUAAAUUGGUUAAAUACAUGACAUUGCAUAACAUAAACACCUAAAUAAAUGAAAUAUAAAUGAGCUAACUUACCACAAUAAACAAAUAAAAAAUGUGUAAGAAAUCUAUGAGCCAAAUUGGCAAACGUUCGAGCUUUGUGAAAAUAAUAACAACACGGUCGAGCCGAUAACACAAAAGCCACGCUUUGUUCGUGAAUCGUGUGUAAAAACCGAAAACCAAACAACCAAGCGAGCCAAUAAAUAAACAUUAACCAAGACAGACCACAACAGCAACAACCAAAAAGCAAAAACAUAUAAAAGAAAAUCAUAGUGUGCAAAAAUCAAAAAAUGUCCAAGCAGUUGAAAAUAAAUUCACUUUCAUUGCUGCAUUGCCUGGCAGCGUUGCUUUGUGCGACAGCGCUGCAGGCACAACAGCCACAGCAAAUAUUGCAGCAGCAACAGCAACAGCAGUUGCUAAUGCAGCAACAGCAGCUGCCAGCAAGCGUUGCUCCGACAACAGCAGCAACAUCGCCUCCCAGCAGCAACAUCAGACUCUUGAACGCAACUUCAGAUGGUGUCGCCACCACUUUCAUCGACAACACCAGCAGCAGCAAUGCCAACAGUAAUAUCCACGUCGUCCAAAACAAUGAAGCUGCAUCUGCAGCCUCUUUUGAGCAGCAGCCACAACAACCAACAGUGCAAUAUGCACAUAUAUCGCCAUUAGAUAAAGAAGUAGUCGAGCGCCUGAUCAAACAGUGGGCACCGAUAGUAUGGCUGGCGCCGGAGGAGAAAUUCAUGCCUUUGGGUGUGGAGGAAUUUCUGCAGUAUGUGCAUCCCAUGGACAAGGAUAGCAGUUUCCGGCCAGGAGUUCCAUUCAGAGAGUAUUCAACCAAAUCCCACUUGGUCACAAACAAUGAAAUCCAGGAGCUACUAGAGGAUGAGAAAUCAUUUUUGUAUGGACGAAAUCCUAAUGAGAAGCCGGUGCCCAUCUAUGGGGUUGUCACCAUGUGUCCUUCUAGGAGGGAACCAGUUAUGCCUAUAGUUCCUACUUCACCACCUGUAAGCACACGAGGUGCUUACAUUCCCGUCUCCAUCGAUCCCCUCGAGGAACGUAAUGACACUGUUCGGAGAUCUUCUCGACUUUUUCCACUUUUUCAGAGAGUUAAACGAGAGGCGACGUCUGUUCCCCAGUACAAUCCACUCAAUGAAUACGAAGAACUUGUUAUGGAACCUACUCAGAAGCCACAAAAGCAACCGGAUCUUGAACCAGAGCCGGAUAACGGUGUUCCAGUAAAUAAUUUUAUUGCCAACUUGGCGGAUAAUGUGAAGUUCAGCGGUGGCACCGAUUCCGAUGACAAUCUGGAGGAUAACAGUAUUGGCAAGGCUCCCGAACAGGAUGCGAAUCUCGGGAAAGGCAAGCUACCAGGCUUUCAUGUCACCUACUGGAUGUUUUAUCCCUACAGCCAGGGUAAGACCAUGUGUACCGUUAGCUUGGGUCCCCUUGGUAGAAUACCGUUUCCCGCUGUGUACGGAUAUUGUCUGGGGAACCGCAAGGAUAUUGGCAGCCAUGUGGGAGACUGGGAGCACAUGAGCCUUUACUUUAACGGGGAUGCCGAGCCCCAAGCUAUGUAUGUGUCAGCCCACGAUGCGGGUGCCUAUUACAGCUAUAAUCGGCUGACAGGAUCCUUUGAGUUCCGCCGCCAGGAGACCCGCAAAGGCAUUUUACAGCGGCCAAACUUUCCCAAAACGGUGACAACAUUUAAGAACCAUCCGGUUUUGUUUGCCGCCAAGGGUUCACAUGGUCUAUGGACAGCGCCAGGAAAACAUCGCUUUGUUAAAGUGGCACGUCUGUAUGAUAUCAAUGGAUUCGGUACGCCGUGGAACACUUGGAAGGAUGUUGAUAUAAGCUACGAGAACCUCAGAUCUUAUGGUCGGUCACUAGUUCCCGAUUGGCUUACGUAUCGUGGCAAGUGGGGAAAUCCGAAGAGCAAUUGCCAUCCUUUCCGGCGGAUUGGUCUGAAUUUCUGUGAGUUUACGGACGGACCCACUGGAAUACCGCUCAAGGAACCCCACUUUCAAUGUGGUGCAGAUUAUCGCUGAGGACUUGAUCGGAUAAAGAGUUCCUUGCCAAGGCGUAGACUAAUGUGUAGUAAAGUAUUUAUUAUGAAAACCACCCAAAAAGAUCCCAUACAAAUUAAAUAUGAUUAGAAGUGAACAAACAACCUGGAUUUCUUCUUGAAACUAAUGAUAAUUCUAUGGGACACCCUUA
This is a messenger RNA of Drosophila eugracilis, 3405 nucleotides long. RefSeq lists its product as uncharacterized. The record is from RefSeq and is a predicted model, not a curated record. NCBI's taxonomy places the organism in Eukaryota, Metazoa, Arthropoda, Insecta, Diptera, Drosophilidae. Bases 1485 to 3236 code for a protein of 583 amino acids. The transcript is spliced from 3 exons.